This is a messenger RNA of Solenopsis invicta (red fire ant), 1232 nucleotides long. It is a transcript of the gene eIF3h, whose product is annotated as eukaryotic translation initiation factor 3 subunit H. The record is from RefSeq and is a predicted model, not a curated record. Lineage: Eukaryota; Metazoa; Arthropoda; Insecta; Hymenoptera; Formicidae. Gene Ontology annotation, molecular function: metallopeptidase activity; protein binding; translation initiation factor activity. The coding region runs from base 152 to 1162 and encodes 336 amino acids. Gene Ontology annotation, cellular component: cytosol; cytoplasm; eukaryotic 43S preinitiation complex. The transcript is spliced from 2 exons.
CCGCGUCGAUGAGCAUGAAGCAUUGAUGAAAAUGUCAUAGGAAGGGGAAGAAAGAGAAGGGUGUGCAUUUUCAGUUAACCUCCGUUGACGUCGGUCAGCCAAGUAGCUGUAUGUAACUUUUUGCAGCUACGCGAGAUUAUAUCUUUCGAAAAUGGUUUCAAGAGCGACAUCGAGAAGAAUUCCCGAGGCUGAGCCGCGUAUAGAUUAUGUGCAAUGUGACGGGCUGGUGGUGAUGAAGAUGGUGAAGCACUGCCACGAGGAGUCUUCCAGCAACAUGGAGGUUGCCCAGGGCGCUCUUCUCGGCCUCGUCGUGCAGAAUCGUUUGGAGAUCACCAACUGUUUCCCAUUUCCCAAGAACGAUGAGAUCAUGGAUGAAGAGGAGUAUCAGCUUGCUAUGAUGCGAAGGUUAAGAUGGGUGAACGUUGAUCACUUCCACGUCGGUUGGUAUCAAAGUGCGGACGUCGGCAACUUCUUGAAUCUAUCUCUGCUGGAAUCACAGUACCACUACCAAACUUCCAUCGAAGAAUCAGUUGUGCUUAUUUAUGACACAGCAAAGUCUGCCAGAGGUUUCCUGACGCUUAAAGCAUACCGCCUCACUCCACAAGCGAUACAGAUGUACAAAGAAAAUGAGUUUACUCCGGAAGCUCUACGUACCUUAAAGAUUGGAUACGAGAGUCUCUUUGUUGAGAUCCCAGUAGUCAUAAAAAACAGUAAUUUGACGAAUAUCAUGAUGUCGGAAUUGGAUGAAAUGAUUCCUGAGGAGCAGGGUACAAAGUAUCUGGAUCUUGGAACAGCUACAGUAUUAGAGAAUCAGUUGAGAUGCUUAAUGGAUCGAGUGGAUGAAUUGAAUCAGGAAGCAAUGAAGUUUAACAGAUAUCAACAGUUGGUAGUUCGACAACAACAAGAUAAGAACAGGCUCUUGGCUAAGAGGGCUCAAGAAAAUGCUGCCAGGGCUGCAAAGGAUGAACCACCCUUACCUGAUGACGAUAUCAACAAAUUGAUGAGACCUUUGCCAGUCCCACCAAGAUUAAAUCCAAUGAUUGUAGCUGGACAAAUCAACACAUACAGCGAACACAUCUCGCAAUUCUGUGCUCAGAGCUUAGCAAAAUUGUAUAUCACUCAAAGUCUGCAAAAUGCAAAGGAGGCAAAGUCUUCUCAUUGAUAAGAUUCAUUGUAUUGCGGAUAUUUAUAACAUUGAAAGAAAUAAAUGAAACACACAACUUUUCAAGAAA